UCAGGACGAGUGCUAGCAUGAAAUGAAACUAAGGGCCCAAAAAACGGUUCAAAGAAACCCGGCCCAACGUCCCACCAAGAGUACGUCAUCAGAUGGAGUGUCUGAACCGAACUCGGGGCUCAUAAAAAUCAGGGUUUCGAAAGUCUUUCCUUUCAGAAAAUUCAGAUCCAAAGAAGUACACCUUCUUCGAACUUCUCUCGUCGUCCGUACGAUUCACUGUGUUCAGAAACUCACAGUAUUGGAUAUGAGGAGGUACAGCCCACAGUACUAUAGUCCUCCGAGGAGGAGCUACGGCGGCGGCGGAGGAGGAGGUGGGCGAGGAAGAAGUCCCCCAAGAAGGCGCAAGGAACAGAAUAAUGGAAGUCUUUUGGUCCGGAACAUUCCUCUGGAUUGCAGAGCUGAAGAGCUGAGGGCUUCCUUUGAAAGAUACGGGGAAGUUCGGGAUGUCUACAUUCCCAAGGACUACUAUACUGGGGAACCUCGGGGAUUUGCAUUUAUUCAGUUUGUGGAUUCUUAUGAGGCCGCAGAGGCUCAGUAUCAUAUGAAUGGGAAGAUUUUUGCUGGGAGGGAGAUAUCUGUGGUGGUUGCUGCAGAGACAAGGAAAAGGCCAGAGGAGAUGCGCCAGAGGACUAGGGUUAGAGAGCCAUCAGGCCAUGGGGGAAGACGAUCAUCUUAUUAUGGGCGUUCACGUUCUCGUUCUCGCUCUCCACGUUAUCCAUCAGGUUCUAGAAGUCGAUACCGCUCAAGGUCCUAUUCUCCUGCUCCAAGACGGCGAGGUGACUCUAUUUCACCAAGCAGAAGGCGCCGAGACAACCCAAGAUCACCCCGAGAUCUUCCACCAUUGCGAGACGGUGAUCAUGAUCGCAGACCAUAUUCUCCAGGUUAUGACAAUGGGGCUGGACCAAUUGAAAACGCCGAUGGGUAUGACAAGAAACCUAUGCGCGAAGAUAAGGACGGAAGAGAUCACUGGAGGUCUCCUGAUAGAGCAUCAAGAUCACCAUCUGGAUCAAGGUCCAGAUCUGCUGAGUUAUCACCUCCGCGCAGCAGAUAAGGAAAAGGCUGCCGUAUGAAUGCACAAACAUUCGUUCGAUGACGUCCGGCAGAUUUUUGAGUAUUUCGGGUUUGUAAUAUCUGUUUAUUGUGCCUGAGUUUUGGGCUUGUGUGCAAACAUUUGGAUCAAUUAAAACCUUGGUUUGGUUUCUUUGGACCGCUAAAGUUCUCUGGUUUUAUUUGAUGUGUCCUAAAUUGAAACAAAUAAUAAUAAUUCGUACUUUGGUCAAA
Messenger RNA from Malus domestica (apple), 1281 nucleotides. RefSeq names its product serine/arginine-rich SC35-like splicing factor SCL30. Gene Ontology annotation, molecular function: RNA binding. Gene Ontology annotation, biological process: positive regulation of mRNA splicing, via spliceosome. Gene Ontology annotation, cellular component: spliceosomal complex. The record is from RefSeq and is a predicted model, not a curated record. Lineage: Eukaryota; Viridiplantae; Streptophyta; Magnoliopsida; Rosales; Rosaceae.